This is a messenger RNA of Mesocestoides corti, 1881 nucleotides long. The record is from the annotation of a GenBank genome assembly. Lineage: Eukaryota; Metazoa; Platyhelminthes; Cestoda; Cyclophyllidea; Mesocestoididae.
AUGGGCAGAACGAUGCACAACGAUACACAAAAAAACCUUUCUACUUUCCAAGCAAGUGCUGAUAAGCGGCCUCUUCUUAAUAACGCAAGUGGGGCUUCAUCUUUGAGUGGCCUGGGCCCUGGUAUCGGACUAAACUACACCCCUCGCCCAUCAUCUUCGACUCGGAUUAAAGGGCUAACAUCCACAGGUGGGAGUUUUCGGAGUAACUACGCACCAGAUUCGGCUUUGGAUAGCGUUGCCGUAGGCUUUCUCCCAUAUGGAAGCAAUUCUACCUUUUCUGGUCCACCCCAACGAGGUCUUUCUGAACCAUCUUUGUUAUCUGGUCUUGGAAAUUUUAAUCACCCAGUUAACCCUGAUCUCUCUACGCUCAUGUCUGGUCUUGUCAAUAGUUCAAAGGCGUCACUAAUUGGUAUGGGAAACGUUCCUAAUAAAUCCCUCACAAGCAUUGGUUUAAUGGGCAACUCUGGAAAUACAUCGUCAUCCGGUUUGAUGAAUCCGGGUGUUUCUUCCUCUGGACUUACAUUCGACCCUUCUGAUUUUCCUCCCAUUGUAAAUUCCAUAAACCAAUCUCAAAAUCAGGGCUUUCCGGGAAAUCCGCAACAUCGGAAUUACGUCUCGGCCAUCGCAAAGGGCGGUGGAAGUGGAGUGCCCUCUUCCCUUAGUGGGGCUCUGCCGAGUCAGAAUUCAUUCUCCGGAUCUGCAGUUCAAGCAUCCCCUGAAUUUUCUAUCGAUCAAGACUUUCCUGCACUACCGGUUGCUCAGACGUCGUCCAUUUCGACAACGACAGUUAACUCAGCUCCGUUGCCUUCAGUAGUCACCCACUCGUCAAAUCAGUCGACCCAUUCUCUAACCGUUUCGUCGGGUGAAGCUCUUAAGAGUCAGGCAGCAUCACGUGCUCAGCGUUCUCAAAGCGGUGGUUCGUCCCACACAGAACCGGCUUCCGGUGGUUCUUUGGAAUUACUAAAUGAUCACUAUGUUGCAAACAUACCAAGGGAUAUGAUAUUUGAUCAAUAUGGCAUGAUUGGCCUACUUAAACUGAUUCAAAUCGAUCCAACAUUCGAACCAUUAGCGCCUGGAUUAAACUUGGCGUCGAUGGGCAUCUCACAUUGGCUCCCGCCUGGGGAACUCUACACGAGAUUUGCCUCCCCCGUGUCAGAUUCUUGCAUGCUACGGCCGCAGGACAUGGAUUUCAACGUACCCCCGGAGUACCAGAUCCGGCAUCAAAUAGCCAAUCGCCUCCCCCACGAUCCUCAGCUCGAACUGCUCUCCGACGAGAUCCUUUUCUGGCUUUUUUACAACUGCUGUCGGGAAGAAGUCCAGUUGGUUGCUGCCAAGGAGUUGUAUAACCGCGAGUGGCGGUUCCACAAAAAGAAGCAACGCUGGAUUACUCGCAUCGUGGGUAGUGAUAUAAUUCGUGACGCGAAUUCUGAACAAGGUGCCUACUACUAUUGGGAUCCGGUGUCGGCCGAGAAGUUGACUCAGCACAUGAGCAUCUGCUACGCUGACCUCGAUGAGACGCCCACGACCUAUCGGCUCACCUCGUCCACGCUUAACGCUAGCGUCCAGCCUGUGGCGGCACCUCAACACCAACUAUACCACCACCACAAUCAACAACAGCACCUCUUUAACAGCAGCAACCUCAGCGGUAGUUCACCACAUUUCGCAGCGGCAGCAGUUGCUGGACGAAUACCGCGGCCCGUUGCGAUGGCUCCGAGUACAGGCACUAAGCUAGGCACCUCUGUGAUCCCCAAUGGACCAGUGGUUUCGCAGCUGCCGGUCGCUAAGCAGGAGGCGAAGGCGAACGAGGGCGCGCUCUCUAACCCCUCUGUCACCUCGGCUUCCGCCGCUCCUGCGCCGCCCUCCGCCUCGUCGUCCUCGUAG